Messenger RNA from Miscanthus lutarioriparius, 1020 nucleotides. The record is from the annotation of a GenBank genome assembly. Lineage: Eukaryota; Viridiplantae; Streptophyta; Magnoliopsida; Poales; Poaceae.
AUGGUUCUUGAUAUUCGUAUCAGAGAUCAUUUUCAUUGGAUAUCACUGGAGCCCAUAGAGCUUGCAUGCGAUGCUGAUAGAGACCUAUCCUCCACACUGCAUAGGAGGCUGUGCUCCACUGCUCCUCCGCACCAGACCACUUCCCGCUGCCUGAGGUGCUUCCAAAUCUACCACAGAAGUGGAGAGGGGGGUGCUGGUGUCGCAUGGAUUACUUUCUGGAUUGAGAAUGAUUCCAAUGGCAUAUGUAUAUGUACGUCACUGAAGGCAACCAACGAGAACCUCCCACCAAAUGUGAUCAGGCAAUUGGCUAAAGAAUUGAAGAAUCUUGAUGACUCGCCUCCAGAAGGAAUCAAAGUUAGUGUUAAUGAUGAUGACUUCACCACUAUUUUUGCUGAUAUUGAGGGUCCUGCUGGAACUCCAUACGAGAAUGGAUUAUUCAGGAUGAAACUAUUAUUAUCCCGUGACUUCCCUCAUUCUCCUCCAAAAGGAUUCUUUUUGACCAAAAUUUUCCAUCCAAACAUAGCAACUAGUGGUGAGAUAUGUGUGAAUACACUGAAGAAGGAUUGGAAUCCUGGUCUUGGAUUAAGACAUGUUCUGCUGGUAGUUAGAUGCCUUCUGAUUGAACCAUUUCCUGAAUCUGCCCUCAAUGAACAAGCUGGAAAGAUGUUACUUGAAAACUACGAGGAGUACGCACGGCAUGCAAGGCUAUACACUGGCAUCCACGCACUUAAACCUAAGAACAAGUCAAAGAGUGGAGUUAUUUCUGAGUCAACCACAGCUCUAAAUGUGGGCCAGUCCAAUACUGUUCUCGGUGAGAACACACUUUUGGCGUCAGCAGCGAUAUCUACCUCUGCUGCGGCCAAAGCAUUAGGUAAAAACUCUCUGGAUCAGAAUGCUGCUACGUCUGAUCCUGUUGUAGGAGCAUCUGGCGCGCCCAAGAAGGAUGCGCCACAUGCAGUCAAAGUUCCAGUCGAUAAGAAGAAGAUGGAUGCAAGGAAGAAGAGCUUGAAGAGAUUGUAA